CACACAUGCACGCACAAGUGAGGGAAUUGAAAGCGUGCACUCUCAUCAUCAAUAUCCUCCAAGAAAAACACACACAAACAGCGAGGAAGACAACAACGAAGGAAGGACAGCACCUGCACGCACAAGGCGAUGGAGUUGGUUGAGUAUCGGCAGUGCUGGCAGGGUGGCCCAGGGCUGGAUGACGCGUUCCGGCGAGUGGAGAAGGGGGUCAAGGCACACAUCUCCCAGCUUGAUGCCCUGGAUGCCGCCAUCAGCAAAGUCAUCGCAGCAGAGAGCUGCAGCAGGCGUACGAGUCCGUGUCAAAGGUCUUCUUGCAUGUCGGUGAAGCCUUGGACAAGGAUACCGCACACGCAAACUCCCUUCAGCUUGGCGAUGCGUGCCGUGAGCUGGCAGACGUCGCACGCACGGCGCAGCAAGGGCGUAAGAUGCACGUGCACAUGCUUGCAAGCAAGGUGCUCAAGGGCAUCAACGAAGAGCGAACACAGCUGCAGGAGCAAGGCAAGGUGCUGCGCGAGGAGCGCAAGCAAACCCAGGACAAGUACUUCUCCCAGCUUGACAAGUUUCUUGGCGCGUCGGCCCGCAAGAGCGACGCGGAGCUGAGCGACCACGAGGCCAAAGUUGCCUCCCUCAGGCAGUCAUGGGCGCGGUCGUGCAUGCACUAUGCGCAGUACCUCAACCUCUUCCAGCUGUCAAAGGGCGUCAUCGCCGGACAUGUUGUUGGCUUCAUGCAGUCGAUGGCCACGGUGAGCAGCGAGUGUCGUGCUGCGCUCUCGGACCACGAGGACGUGGUUGACACCGCUGCCAGCGCCGUCGAGUGCAUUCGCGCGGCCGGGGACGAGCAGCUUGAGAUCAGUGAGCGGCUCAUAUCGGAGACGCUUGAUCUCGAUGAUGAGUCCAUCAGCGCACCCAUCAACGGCAUCAAGCGCGGAUUCCUCCUCCUGCAGACCCGCGGCAUGCUCGGAGUCGGGAGUGCGUGGACGCGCUGCUUCUGCAUCUUCGACAAAGCUGCACACCGCUUUUUCUGCCACACCGACGACAAGGACUGCAUUGUGGUUGAGGUGGACACGUGCGUGCAGAAGUUUAGCGCAGACAUUGACCGCAAGUUUGUGUUUGAGAUUACGGGACCUGACACCAAGUUGACGCUGCAGGCAUCGAGUGACGCCGACAGGAAAGGAUGGAUUGCAGCCAUGGGCGGGCUGGCACCCGUCAAGACUGUCCGCCGAAAGAAAGGCCGCAAGCACGCAAACGAAAACACAUGGCAAACGCUGUCCCCGGAAUCUGUUGGCUUUCUGCUGAAGAUGAUGUCCCACGUGGAACGCUCGUACCUCGACUUUGAGGGUCUGUAUCGUGUGUCCGGCACGAAGACGCGGUACAUCAAGAUGUACACGGACGCGUUGCAGAAGCACAGGCUGCCAAACUUGGCGGAUGAGGACGUGACGGUGAUCACGAGCUGUCUCAAGUACUUUCUUCGCCAGCUGCCCGACCCGCUGCUCACCCGCCGCCUCUACCCAGCCUUCAUCGACGCCGUCAGAGCGGAAGAUCGCUCGAUGACAGUAUCUGGUGCUGAUGCCGGCAGCCGCCGCAGCAGCAAACCUGAGGUCUCGCCCAGGCCGCCAACAACCCCGCCACCAGAGAUGAAGCUUGCGUCAGAUGCCGCCGCGCACGUGUAUGGCAAGUUGCCACCGGCUGCAAAGACUGCCAUGCAACCACCAGCCCGCCCACCUGUACCCCCGAAACCCCAGAAGACGUGGACGGUGCGUGCGCUGUACAACUGCGACGCCGAGGACGAGGAGGAACUCACUUUCCGACGUGGCGACCUCAUCACCGACGUGGAGCCGUUUGAGGAUGAAGGGUGGUUUGUUGGGACGCUGCAAUCGACACAGCAACGAGGCCUCUUCCCCUACAACUACGUUGAAGACGUCUUCAACCCCACGGCGGCAACGCCUUCCUCACCGGGCGACAAGAACGCUGGCGACGCUGCGAUGGCCACUGGCGGCGUCGUGCAGCCACAACUGCUGGAUGAGGAGCCGCUGUAUGAGAACGCGGAGAUGGUCAAGAGCACCAGCAGCAGCGAGAUUGACCGCCGAGACGACCGAGUACAACAACAAGUUCAAGAUGUGAUCUUCCGGUGUGAGGAGGACCGCGUCACUGCGGUGACGCGCAACGUGUGCAUCAUCGCCCACGUGGACCACGGCAAGACGACGCUGGCGGACUCUGUGCUGUCGCGUGCCGGUGUCCUCAACGACGCCAAGGCGGGCAAGGCGCUCGCCCUGGACACGGAGGCCGCCGAGCAAGAGCGCGGCAUCACCAUCAAGUCCACAGGCAUCAGCCUGCACUACCCGGACUGGGCUGCCCGCGUCGGGGUGGCCCCAGGCCGCUGCCGUGACGGUGCCGUCGUUGCCCCGCCGCCCCGCAACAACGAGGAAGGCUUCCUGCGCGUCAACCUGAUUGACUGCCCGGGCCACGCCGACUUCUCGGGCGAGGUGACCACGGCCCUGCGGGUGUGCGAUGGCGCGCUUGUCAUUGUGGACUGCGUGGAGGGCGUUGGCGUGCAGACGGAGACGGUUGUGCGCCAAGCCCUUGCCGAGCACGUGCAGCCGGUCCUCUUCCUCAACAAGCUCGACCGCAUCAUCACCGAGCUCCAGGCAACCCCUGAAGACGCGUACAUGAAGGUCGCUGCGACCAUCGACAGCGUGAACGAGCUCAUUGAGACAUACCAGCCCGAGGGCGUUGACUUCACCGUGGACCCGUGCAAGGGCACCGUCGGCUUUGGCAGCGGCCUGUACGGCUGGGGGUUCACCCUGCCCCAGAUUGGCGCAGCCCUGGUGCAGAAGAAGCAGGCGGCCAAGGCAACCAAGGCAGGCACGCCCGCGCCACCGGCACCGCACCGCGCCUCGGAGGAGGUGAUGAAGCUGACCAAGCGGCUGUGGGGCGACUACUUUGUCGACCCGUCCACGGGCAAGUGGCGGCGCGACCAGGGCUUCAACGCCGACGGCAGCGCCCACCAGCGCACGUUCUGCGCCGUUGUGCUGCAGCCCAUCUACGCCGUGCACGCCGCGGAGUCGUCCGGCGACCGCGCAGCGCUGCUCAAGCUUGCAGGCACGCUCGGCGUCGCUGCCGCCAUGACGGAGACGCAGAAGCGGGAGAGCGAGCUCAAGCCCCUGCGCAAGCUGAUGAUGAAGGCCUGGCUGCCUGUUGCUGACGCCCUGCUGGCCCUCAUCGACGACCACCUUCCAUCGCCGCUUGAGGCACAGCCCGCCCGCGUCCACGCCAUCUACCAGGGCGUUGUUGACGAUGACGGCGAUAAGGCGGCUGAAGACGAACAAGACGUGAUGAGCAAAGGCGAGCGCAAUGUGGUGAGGGCCAUGCAGCACUGCGAUCCCCACGGCCCGGCCGUGGUCUUCAUCACCAAGAUGGUGCGCGUGUCCAAGCAGAGCAAGGCCAUGAUUGGCUUUGGCCGCGUCUUCUGCGGCACAGUCCGCGUUGGUGACACCCUGCACGCCCUGGACCCAGACUACACGCCGCCACGCACCAACGACGACGACGACAGCAGCAGCAGCAGCAGCAGCAGUGCAGCCAAGAGCGGCGGGCGUGUGCGCGGCGCUGUGCCCGUGUCUGUCAAGGGCCUGCGCCUGGUGAUGGCGAGCCGCAUGCAGCCGAUCAAGGAGGGGAGGGCCGGCAUGGUUGUUGGCGUGCUCGGGCUUGACGGCGCCGUGGUGAAGGCUGGCACGCUCACCUCCACGCUGGCGGCCCACCCGCUCAAGGUGCUGCGCUUCAGCGUGUCGCCCGUGGUGCGCGUGUCUGUGCGGCCGAAGAAGGAGAGCCUGGCCACCAAGCUGCAGCAGGCGAUGCAGUCGCUGCAGCAGGAGGACCCGUGCGUGCUGUGCUACACGGACAGCGCCACCGGCGAGAAGAUCCUGGCCGGGGUGGGCGAGCUGCACGUGCAGCUGUGCCUGGACGCGCUGUCCGAGGCGGUUGGCUGCAGCGUGGUGGCCACGGAGCCGGCCGUGCAGUACUGCGAGGGCGUGGCGCAGGAGAGCACGCAGGUGUGCUUGGCCAAGAGCAGCAACAAGCACAACCGGCUGUACGUGAAGGCGCGCCCUGCCAGCGACGACCUCGUAGCUGCGCUGGACGACGGCAGCGUGAGCAUGCAGAUGGACACGGCCUCCCGCACGGCGGCGCUCGUUGCCGCAGGCGCGGACCGCGCACUUGCCAAGAAGGUGGUGGCCAUGUGCGGCAGCAACGUGCUGGUUGACGAGACGGUUGGUAUGGACCUCAACCCGAUCCUGGACAUGGUGGUCACCGCCUUCAAGGACGUGUGCGCUGGCAGCGUGCUGUGCCACGAGGAGCUUCGUGGCGUGGUGUUCUCCAUCACGGAUGCACGGCUGCACCAGGACUCUGUGCACCGCCGGGUGGACCAGAUUCUGCCCAUGGCCCGGCGCGCCUUCCAUGGUGCCGUCCUCACCGCGCACCCGCGCCUCCUCCAGCCCAUCUUUGCUGUCACCAUCCAAGUCCCGCAGGAGGGCAUGGGCGGUGUUCGCCGCGUGCUCAAGGACCGCGGUGGCGCUGUUGUUGGUGAGACGGUUGUGGCCGGCACCCCGCUGCACACGGUGCGCGCGCACCUGCCUGUUGCCCGCUCCUUUGGCUUCAACAGCAACCUCAUGCGCGCCACGUCUGGCAAGGCGUUCCCCACCACCACGUUUGGCCACUGGGCCAUGGUGGAGGGCGACCCGCUCGACCCGGCCACGCCAGCUGGCCAGGCCGUCGCCGCCGUGCGCGCCCGCAAGCGCAUGACCAAACCGCACCCGCCCGCCGCCAGCGAGCUCCUCGACCGGCUCUGA
Molecule: messenger RNA, 4841 nt
Organism: Salpingoeca rosetta
Lineage: Eukaryota; Choanoflagellata; Craspedida; Salpingoecidae
Exons: 15
Coding region: 426-4841 (1471 amino acids)
Biological process (GO): translational elongation; signal transduction
Cellular component (GO): ribonucleoprotein complex; cytosol
Molecular function (GO): translation elongation factor activity; GTP binding; GTPase activity
Source: RefSeq, a predicted model, not a curated record